Dictyostelium purpureum is the source of this 2430-nucleotide messenger RNA. RefSeq lists its product as uncharacterized. NCBI's taxonomy places the organism in Eukaryota, Evosea, Eumycetozoa, Dictyosteliales, Dictyosteliaceae. Gene Ontology annotation, cellular component: Set1C/COMPASS complex. The record is from RefSeq and is a predicted model, not a curated record. Gene Ontology annotation, molecular function: transcription cis-regulatory region binding; protein binding. Bases 1 to 2385 code for a protein of 794 amino acids. The transcript has 3 exons.
AUGGAUUUGCAUAAUGAAGAUAAUAAAAAUGAUAAUCAUAAUAUAAUGCACCAGCACCAUCAUAGUUUACAACCUAUUAUUAAUGAUGCACCAACUCAGCAACAAUAUUAUAGACAAGAACAUGAAAAUAUUCAACAUCACUUAAUACCACCAAACAAUAGCCACAAUAAUGGAAAAUCAUUGUCAUCAUCCUCUUCUAUAAGUUCACAAAUCGAUAAAAUAUUUCAACAAGCAACAAGUAAAAACCAAACUAAAUUAUUAUCAGUAACAACAAGUAAUAAUACAUAUAGCCAAAAUAAUAAUAUAAAUAAUAGUACUGCUACAUAUGGUGAUAUUAAUCAAAAAUAUAAUAAUAGUUUGAACAUCAACAACAACAAUAAUAGUAGUCACCAUCGUCAUGAUAAUGAUAAACCCCACUACAACCACAACCACAACCACAACUAUAAUAGUAAUAGCAAAGAAAAGAAAUCUUCCAAAAAUAGUUUUUAUGAUUACAUAAACUCUGAUGAUAAUAUAAAAAGAAAACUAAGUGAUCUAGAUGAUGCAGAAUUAGAUGAUAUAGUUGAAUCAUUUGAAGCAAAAAAACAGAGUAACAAAAAAAAUAUUAAUGGUAGUGUUAGUAAAAGUAGCAGCAAUAGUAUUAAUAAGAAUCAUCGUGAUAGUAAAAAACAAACCAGUAGUAGCAAUAAUAAUAAUAAUAAUAAUAAUAAUUCAAAUAUAAUACUAUCACCGAUAAGUUCUGAUAUGCUAUCACCAACUCCAACUGAAAGUUCAAAAAUACCAACUUCAAUUUCACCGACAUUAGCAACCCCAAAAAUAACAACAGCAACAACAACAAUAGCAACAACAACAACUUCAACAUCUACCUCAACAACAACAGCAAUAAAAACAGUUAACCAGGAAAUUAAAUUAAAUCAAUUAGAAUUUCCUUAUAAAAUUUCAUCAUUAAAUUGGGAUAUUGAUCAUUUAAAUAAUAAAGAAAAUAUUUAUUGUUAUUGUGGUAAAAAUAAAGAAAGGAUUAUGAUAAGAUGUGAUUUAUGUAAGCAAAUGUUUCAUGUUAAUUGUAUCAAAUUAUUACAGGGUACACAUUUAUAUGGUGAUUGGGUAUAUAGGUUUUCAUGUUCAGUAUGCACAGAUGGUAAUGAAACAUUCGAGAGAUUUUCAAAGAAUUGGGGUGAUAUUUUAGAGAUUACACUAUUUAAUCUUCAACAGAAUCGUAUUGAUCAAUUAGAUAAAUGGGAAAGAAAAUCACCAAACGCCCCAUCGACUUUUUCUUGUAUUAAAACAAAUAUAUCAGAUGAAAGCAAUAUGGAUGAAGUUAAUUUCAACAACAUUAAAAACAAUUUAACCUCAGUUUUAAAAAAAGGAAUUUAUUUUCAUUUGGAUGAAGAAAUUAUACCAUUUAUCGAAAAAAAUUGGAAUCUUUUGUGUAGCGAUAAAAAGAAAAAAUCACAAUGGUUUAAACCAUUAUUACCAGCAUUAACUACAGGUAGAAUUUUUAAAUCAGGUUUUAUAAAUUAUACAAAAAAGAAUAUGUGGGCAUUAGGUACAGAUCAAUUAUUAUUAAAAGAUAACUCAAUGUAUAAAGAUGUAGUUUUAGCACCGUUGCAUAAAAAGAGAAAGAAAAAGAAAUCAAACGAAGAAGAAAAAAGAGAUAAAGAAGUCUCAAGAUUAUUAUUAAUUCCAUCCAAUGUAAACAAUUUCGUACCUACUAUAGAAUAUGAUAUACUUUGUAUAGCAAAAGAAAACUCUGCACCACAAAUUAAAUUAAUCGAUAAUUAUUUUUUGACCGUCAGUAAUGAUGAAGGUUAUCGUAUGGCAAGAUCAUCAUUUCCUUGUGUUUGUGGUAACUGGUUUUUUGAGAUCGAAAUUUUAAACUCCGAUGGUAACUCUAGAUUAGGAUGGUCAUCUCCAAAAGGUGAUUGCCAAGCAAAUGUAGGUUAUGAUCAAUUUAGUUAUGCUUAUAGAAAUCUUCAAGGUGAUAUUAUCCAUAAUGCCCGCUCAAAACCAUAUGGAGAGCCUUAUGGAAAAGGUGACGUAAUCGGAUUUUACAUUAGUUUACCUGAAACCUCUUCCACAACCCAACUAGAAAGAGAUUUUCCAUUCAUUGAUCAAUUAGAAAUCUAUGAUACAGUAAGUAAAGAAUACUCCUAUCCUCAAGAUCAACCUCUAAGAGAUAUCAUACCAAAUAGUUUUAUUCAAUUCUUUAAAAAUGGGGUUUCUCCUGGUCCUGCCUUUACAAAUAUUGGCAAAAGUAGCUAUUAUCCAAGUGCCUCAAUGUAUAUGAAAUCAAUGGUUAGAUUUAAUUUUGGCCCAAAUUUUAAAUUCCCUCCAAAUCAUUUAAAUUUUAAACCAUUUUGUUAUAUAAUAAAAAAAGAUAAAUAAAAGAUUUAUAAAUAAUAGGGGAACCAACCCACAUUUACAUAAUAU